GAAGAAGGUGGUGAUUACUGGCCGCCGGUUAUCAGUUUGCCGAGAUAACAGUAUAGUCGAGACUCGCGAAAUGAGUAAACGCGAUGACAUACCACCAACGUUAAUCAGUGCGUAACUUUAACUCGGUCUGAACGGCAGCAGGUUAAGCGCCCACAUCUCGGGGGAUCUUUACCACAACAGCAGCUACAAACAAAAUCAUCCACAUCCAGAGAUAGAAAAGAGAUUUGUGUGCACCUCUUUUGUCGACACGGAUGCAUCAUGGAUAUGGAAAGUGUCACAUAUGCGUACAUCUCCGAACCGGUUGAGUUUAGGCAGCUGGAGGGCAAAGCCAUCGAUUUUCGCAAGACGUUCGAUGUGCGCGGUCGCGGCACCGAUGAAAUGCUCCAAUUAUAUUUGCGCAAGGCCAAUCUAUCCGAUGAUCUCGACGCGAUACCGGCGAUGCAGCGACGUGCCUAUGUUUACGACAUUAUUAGAAGUCAUAAGAGUCCCGGUUAUUGGGUGCCACCGUUUAUGCAGGUGAGCAGUGACGUGUUUGCACAGCCACCGCCCGCAGUUCUACCGCCGCCAUCAGCUCGCUCCACACCGGGUUCCGAACGUCGUCUCUUUGGCGCAGACGCUGCCAGCUUAAAAAUGAGCUAUUCCUCCUCAUCAAACAGUUUGAACAGUAUUGGCGGUGCCUCGAGCGGUGCUCUGCCAGGUCCCAGCUUUAGCACCAGCGUUCUCACCAGCAAAAAGGGCUCCAAGUAUGAGAUUAGCGGACCAGUCAACUUUCAACAUGUCUCUGGCGAUGUCACCAGGGAUCGCACUCGCAAUGCAUUUGAUUUGAAUGAGUCAAACAAUGACAAUGUGCUGAAGAAGUACAUGAUGGAGCAUAGGAUCACGGAGGAGGAUGUGGCGGGCAUGCGACGUCAGGAUCUCAUCAAGAAGAUUGUGCACUCCAAUUUUACCUGGCUGCCCAAAAAGGAUCAGCUAGCCAAGACGAAAGCUGCACCAGCUACGCUGCAGUAUGCCACCAUUUCCACCAACAAUCAGAUAACUCCGCCACCUUCUCCUCCGCCGACACAUCGAAAUCCUCCUUCGGCUCAAUUCUCCAACUAUGCCACGCUAACUUCGCGCUUCGUGGACAUCUCCGAUAUGGAUGCGCCUUCCAUGGGGCCACCACCGCCGUCGAGUCACAGACAGCCAGAAGUUGUGGGCACUGUGGUGCCCGUGCAAUUGCAGAACAACAGAUCCAAAGUGCCACCUCCUCCCUCGGCUGUCACGGCGGCCAACACACGACCCAAACAGCCGCAAGUGCCACAGCAGCUGACGGUUGAAGUACGUCCUUCGCAGCCAAAAACAUCGACUGACAUGUAUGCCACCAUUGGUCCGACGCAGCGCAAGGUGGGCACAAUGCGUGUGCCGCCUCCAGCGCCUCCCAAGCCUUCAGUAGCGCCCAGUGCAACGACAGCCCAAGUGCAAUAUGCGCCUAGCAAACAGGCGCCUCCUCCGCCUGCGGUCAAGGCCGCACCACAGCCACAGUAUGUUCCUCCAACUCCAUAUGGAGCGCGAAGUGAGACACAGAAUGCUGCUCCAACGGCAGCCCGCAGUGCGGCUCCUCCCUUUGCCGCUGAGCUCGUGCAGUCUCGUUUUGGUGGUCCACAGACGCGUCCACAGGCUGCUACUCAAUUGCCAGUGCAGAAGCCAAAAACGACAACUGCGAUUCCGCCGCCGCCGCCACCACAACCGAGCAGCGGAGCAGCAGCACCACCACCGCCUCCUCCAAUGCCAGCAGCUGCUCCAAUACCGCCACCACCACCGCCAGUAGCAGCUGGAGGAGUACCGAUGCCUCCUCCUCCGCCACCAGCUGGAGGAGCACCGAUGCCACCGCCGCCGCCAUCAGCGGCGAUGGGUCUUAAAAAGUCUGAGCCUGUCAAGACAGCGGCAACAGCUGCUGCAGGUGGUGGAGGCGACGAUCGCGAUGCAUUCUUGCUAAGCAUACGCAAGGGCGUCACACUAAAGAAAGUCGACCGGAAAUCAGCCACAAUUAGCGGCAUUAAGCCACGUGCUGAAAAGAAGCCAGCCACUAUGGAUUUCCUGAGUGAACUUAAAUUAGGCAUCACGUCGCGACGAGUCAAAAAUCCAGCCGAUAAUCCUUACUCCGAAGCCAAUACCGGCAAUGAAUCACAGGCGUAAAUUUAAAUUCGACAUGCUGCGCCUAAGCCUCAACCUUUUUCACUAAAAUUGGCAACGCUGUGUACUGUGA
This is a messenger RNA of Drosophila nasuta, 2245 nucleotides long. RefSeq names its product WHAMM and JMY related (gene Whamy). The transcript is spliced from 5 exons. Gene Ontology annotation, molecular function: actin binding. Gene Ontology annotation, cellular component: actin filament. Gene Ontology annotation, biological process: actin filament polymerization. The record is from RefSeq and is a predicted model, not a curated record. Lineage: Eukaryota; Metazoa; Arthropoda; Insecta; Diptera; Drosophilidae. Bases 259 to 2175 code for a protein of 638 amino acids.